Molecule: messenger RNA, 1635 nt
Organism: Trypanosoma brucei brucei TREU927
Lineage: Eukaryota; Euglenozoa; Kinetoplastea; Trypanosomatida; Trypanosomatidae
Exons: 1
Coding region: 1-1635 (544 amino acids)
Source: RefSeq, a predicted model, not a curated record
AUGGACACAUCUGAGGAGGCAACUGACAAAGCUAACGGCUCGCGUCGUCCCUCCGCCGAGGAACAGCUGCGAGACCUUCAGGAGAAAACAAAUUUAUGGAAGCAAUCCGUUGCCCAGCAACUGAGUGAGGCGACAAAAAAGAACAAGCAGCUAAGAGACGAACUAAAGCAAGUUAAUGCAAACCAUGGCUCCGAAAUGGGGGCCCUGCGGGUGCAGUUAGAGAAGGAGUUCCGCGAGCGAACCAGCCUGAAGGAUGAAGAGCUGCAAAAUGUGCAGACGCAACUAAUGGAACUUCGAAAGGAGAAGCGCAGCAUGGUUGAGCAACACGAGCGGGAUCUUGAGCAGGCUAUCGCCCGUGUGCGGGAGACGUGCGCGGUGGAGCACACCAUGCGCACUGAUGCGGAGACGCAACAACAUGAGGCAGAGCUGCACAAACUCAGGGAUGCUAUGGAGCUCAAGGAAAAAGAAUUAGCACUGUCCGAGCACGAAGUUUGUGUCAUGAAGACCCGCCUUGAGCGCCUAGCUGAACAAUAUAGAGAGCUUUCGGCCCUUAUGACUCAAAACACAACUCAGCUGGAGAGCGGUGGGGACGCAGCAAAUAAGGAGAAGGUGCUUGAAAACGCGCUGAAAGCUAGUGACGCGGCUCACCAGCAGCAGUUGGAGACAGUGCGAUCAGAAAUGAGCAACUUGGAAGAAAGACAUGCAGCCAAGUUACGUGAGAUGCAGCGUGCGCAUGAGUUGGAACAGCAACGAUGCAUGAAUGAAGUGUAUCAGCGGGAGGAACAGCUUGCCACUCUUCAGACCCUUCUUCAUCAGGCACAACACGAGGCAGAAGCCGCACAGCGGAGAAUUUCAAAUGUGAGACUGGAGAGAGAGCAGAUGGAACAACAGCUGACCGAGCGCGUAGCAGGACUUAGUAGGGAGCUUGCAAGUCGCAUGGAAUAUGCACAGCAGCUUGCGGCUGAGGUAAACUCCCUGCAGCGCGAGUUGGGUAGACAGGAGGGACUUGUGAGGAGUUUGGAGGAGGAGGCUAACAUGCGCGAGGAGGCUUUCCAAACCCUUCUUCUUUCUGAAGAAAAUCGUGCUCUGGUCAUGGGCUUGCAGGAGGCACUGCAAAAGAGCCGCGACGAUGCAGAGGCGUGGGCUCGUAAAUAUGAAGAGGCUGUGCAACAAACCAAGUCGACGUGUGCUGUGCCAAUAGGUUACCCUUGUGACGGAAACGACGGGGAUGAACGCAAGUUUCGUGAGUUGGCGCAGCGUGAAAAGGCCCUUGAAGAGGAGAACUUGCGCUUGCAAACAAAAGCAAAGUUACUUCGAGCAAUGGAGCUCAGGUUGGAAGAACUGAAGCGGUCGAUGGCCUCGCAAGCGAGCACCAUCCUCGAACACCACAACAGUGGUAACCGGGGUAGUAGGAUGGGUGAUUCUCGCUAUGGAGAGGAAAGAAAGGGAUCACGCUCAGCUUCCCCUCUGCGCCGGAUGCAAUUGAUGUGGAAUCAGCACUCAAGUGUUAGCGGCAGACUGUCAAGGUGUGCCUUUGAACUUUCCCGCUGCAGAUUGCCCCAAUGCAUGCUGCUGUUUGCCUUUUGCGUUGCCUUAUUGCUCAUAAUAUUUGUCGUUAGGUCGUUUUCGUUGUGA